AUAUCGAAUACGGCGGAUCCAACUGAGUCCAAUUCAACAACGCAACUCUGAUCCGAUGAGAAUUGAAAGACCUGCAACAAAGAGAAGAAAAACACAAAAACCAUUUUUGAUUAUAUUGCGGGCAAUGAUAUGAUGAUGAUCAUGAAUUCAUUUCCUUUUCGUUAGUUUUUGAUUAUGAGAACAAAUUAAAGAAAUCCCACUUGUGAAAUAUAAUCCAUUGUUCAGAAUGAGCAAAGAACCAGCGGAGGCGAAGCUAAACGAGGAACAAAUCGCGGAGCUGAAGGAAAUUUUCCAAUCAUUCGACAGAAACAACGACGGCAGCCUAACCCAGCUGGAGCUAGGCUCGCUCCUCCGAUCUCUGGGCCUAACCCCGAGCUCCGACGAGCUGGAGACGGUGAUCCAGAAGGCGGACACCAACAACAAUGGGCUGGUGGAGUUCCCGGAGUUCGUGGCCCUGGCGGCGCCGGAGCUUCUCAAUUCCGAGUCGUCGUCUCCCUACUCGGAGGACCAGCUGAAGCAGCUCUUUAAAUUCUUCGACAGCGACGGCGAUGGAUAUAUCACGGCGGCCGAGCUGGCUCACUCCAUGGCCAAGCUUGGCCACGCGUUGACGGAGGAAGAGCUGACGGAGAUGAUCACGGAAGCCGACACCGACGGCGACGGUAGGAUCAGCUUCCAGGAAUUCUCUCAGGCUAUCACUUUGGCUGCAUUUCAUAAUUCUUGGCCAUCCAUAGAUUAAUUAUAUUAUAUUUGUGCCUAACUUCUUUUUUUUUAAAAAAGAAAUUAAAACCUGAAAAUUAAAUUAUUUCCACAAUUAUAUAUAUGAUAAAAGUGAUAGUGCAUAUGCUAUAAACAUAUGCCAAUGAUCCAUUGUGGUCAGGUGGCAUGUAGUGAUUUCAGAUUGGGAUCAUGAAAUGGAAUCUCCCUAAAGGUCAUAUUGACUCUUUGUACUUCAACAGGUUGAGAAAAUAUUGAUGAACAGAUACUUAGAAUAUA
Ipomoea triloba (trilobed morning glory) is the source of this 993-nucleotide messenger RNA. Its product is annotated as probable calcium-binding protein CML18. NCBI's taxonomy places the organism in Eukaryota, Viridiplantae, Streptophyta, Magnoliopsida, Solanales, Convolvulaceae. The record is from RefSeq and is a predicted model, not a curated record. The transcript has a single exon. Bases 227 to 736 code for a protein of 169 amino acids. Gene Ontology annotation, molecular function: calcium ion binding; enzyme regulator activity.